AUGGAGGAUUAUGCAAAAAUCAAAAAGUCCGACAUGGGUGUUUCAAUCGCAGGAGUCAAUAGGGACAGCAAAGUUGGCAAUGCGCUGUUCCAAGGAGACAUGAUUCUGACGAAAAAGCAAGCCGAUGAGAUAUUGGAAGACAUCAAGGAAAGCAAGGGCAAUCGCGACAAACGGCAAGCUUAUCGUGACGAAAAAUAUCCUGGAACUCUGUGGUCUCAAGGAAUAAAUUACGUGUUUUGGAACGCAACUAACUCGGCCAGACGAGUGUUCAAGAAAGCUGCCGUGAUAUGGAGUGAGAAUACCUGCCUUGAAUUCAAGGAGGACAAUUCAGCUACGGAUAAAGUAUACGUUGUCCACGGUGCAGGAUGUUGGUCACAUGUCGGAAGAAUUGGAGGAUCUCAGAUCCUCUCACUAGGCGACCGUUGUGACUACAUUGGAUUGGGUUUGCACGAACUCGGCCACACCAUAGGUCUCUUCCACACGCAAUCGAGACAUGAUCGUGACGAUUUCAUCACACUUCAUUUCGAGAACCUCAUUGACGGCUGGGAGGAUCAGUUCGCUAAAGAAUCUGAACGUACUAACUACAACUACAACAUCACCUACGAUUACGGAACUGUAAUGCAUUACGGAGCAACUGCGUAG
Molecule: messenger RNA, 642 nt
Organism: Angiostrongylus costaricensis
Lineage: Eukaryota; Metazoa; Nematoda; Chromadorea; Rhabditida; Metastrongylidae
Source: the annotation of a GenBank genome assembly